AUGAUUGCUAAGCUUUGCUGGCAGCUCAUCCUCUCUAAAGGGGUCAUUAGGGACAUUGAGAGGCUCUGUAUGCGGUUCUUUUGGAAAGGUAGUGAUACCUCAGCUAGAGGAGCUCGGGUGAGUUGGAGUCAGGUAUGUUCCUUGAGAUAUGAGGGUGGUUUGGGGUUAAGAAAUCUUGUUGUCUGGAGUAGAGCAUGCUGCCUUUUGCUUGUUAAGAAUAUUCUGGCAGGUGAAGGUUCACUUUGGAUUACUUGGGUUAAUGAAUAUUGUUUCAGAUCUGUGGAUUAUUGGAAUAUAGAGUGUAAUGCUCAUUUUAGUUGGAUCCUGAGUAAACUGCUUAAAUUGCGAGAGGAGGCUAGGAGGUUGUUUUAUCCUAAUGUUAAUUGGAUUCAAAUUAAGGGCAGUUGGAUCUGGGAAAACAUUCGGGACAGGAGGGAGAAGGUUAGUUGGCAUCGCCUUGUUUGGUUCCCUGCUCAUAUCCCAAAGUUUUCUCUAAUUUCAUGUAUGGUCAUUCUCGACAGAUUGCCUACAAAAGAUAGACUUGCACGGUUUGGAAUGUCUACUGAUAAUGUGUGUGAGGUGUGGGGUAUUAGGAUGAAAUCUCGAAACCAUCUCUUAUCUGAUUGUGCCUAUGCGAGGGAAGUGUGA
Messenger RNA from Hibiscus syriacus, 648 nucleotides. RefSeq lists its product as uncharacterized. Lineage: Eukaryota; Viridiplantae; Streptophyta; Magnoliopsida; Malvales; Malvaceae. Bases 1 to 648 code for a protein of 215 amino acids. The record is from RefSeq and is a predicted model, not a curated record. The transcript is spliced from 2 exons.